CGUUCGUUUCCCCCGCACUCCGAGUACGAAACUCAUGCCCAAGCACCUGCCCCAGCGAGACCCGUUUACGGUAGAUGGAGCUUACAUGUGUAUGCACAUAGAGCCAAAAGCAACGCUGGAGCCCAAAAACACUACCGGUCAUCUGCACUGCUCAAGUGCCGUGUUGGACCCCGACAGGCUGAUCUAAUCCCUAAACACAGUCUAUACUCUCAAGAAGUUGCCGCCCCACGCCCCUGCAGCGUAAGUAACAGUAGUAUGUUGGACCGGGAAUCAAGGACGAGCCGGGAGAUGCCGCGCAGGCACUCGCACGGUCACGUUUCUAUGUGUUAGAGCACGAGCAUAAACACGCGGGAAGGCAGGUAAGAGACCGUCCGCGCGUCCCCAGAUACCAAACCGACGUCAACUCGAGACAACCGCGAACUGGCGCGCCCUGCUCCUCAGGUCCUUCCGCAGCUGGACCCAGAACAACACCAUCAGCCGUCCGCAAAGCUCACAAUAGCAAACUAAAACACAUACAAUUUUGCCGCUGGGGUUCUUCGGCACAGCAUCGAUAAACACAACGCCGCCGGUGAGGUGCUUGUACGCGAUCUUCUCGCGCGCGACGUGCUGCUGCAGCGCAGCCUUGAGCGCCUCGCCGUACCGCGGGUCCGCGCACGUGCGCGUCGUGUGCUCCGCGCGCAGCACGACGAACGCGAGCGGGAUCUCGCCGCAGUAGUCGUCCGGGAUCCCGACCACGCACGCGUCGACCACGGCGGAGUGAAGCCUGCGAUGUAUCAGAUUGGCUCUCCGAUUCUGGAUCGGGUGGGUCAGACGCACAGGAGAUGUCCUUCUAGCUCGGCAGGGGCCACUUGGAAUCCUUUCACUUUGAGGAUUUCCUGUCGCAGGUCAGGGUGGAAUUCGUAAAAAAAAAAACAGUAAUCAUCAACCUUCAACCGAUCAACGAUGAAAAUCUCGGAGUCGCGAAUGACGACCUCGUCUCCCGUUCGGACCUGCGCAGGCACUCAGCACAACCCUCAAACGACGGACACAUCACUCACCCAGCCGUCAACAAAUGUUUCCCUCGUCGCCUUCUCGUCGUUCAGAUAUCCCAGCGCCAUCGACGGCCCCGUGACCACCAGCUCGCCCUCCUCGCCCUCCCCGCAGAGCGCCCCAUCCGGGCGCACCACGCGGGCCGCGACACCGGGGAUGAUCUGCCCCGCGCUCCCGACAGUGCCCAUCUUCUGCGCGCCGCCCAGGAAGGUGAUCGUCGCGCAUGUCUCCGUCAUGCCUGGUUGCAACUCGUGAAUAGGAUGUUAUGCGCCGCGGGAAAUCCGGGUGGACGAACCGUAGCCCUGCCCGAUCGUGGCGUUCGGGAGAAUCGCCUGCAGCGUGACCAUCAGGUCGCCGGUCAGAGGCGCUGCGCCUGAGCAGCAGAGUCUGACAUGGCUCAAAUCGUAGUCCUUCGUCGCUGGAUGCUGUGCAUUUACUUUCUAGCGCCUGACCAUGAUAGAAUUUAUCGACCGCGAACCUUGCACAACAAGACGAUUUGAGGAGGAACCACGCUGUCCAAAAAAAAUGAGAUGACACGCAAAUCGUCAGAGAACGACUCACAACAACACGCUGAUCUUGUAUUUGACUACACUUUGCAAGAAUUCGGUAAAGUUGAAUUUGGGGAUGACAACAAGAGAGGU
Mycena citricolor is the source of this 1670-nucleotide messenger RNA. NCBI's taxonomy places the organism in Eukaryota, Fungi, Basidiomycota, Agaricomycetes, Agaricales, Mycenaceae. The record is from the annotation of a GenBank genome assembly.